UCCUGUCGCUUGCCUUUAGGACCACUUCGAAUGGUUCGUAGUGGAAAAAAUGGUGACCUUCAUCUUAAACAAAUUGCAUAUUAUAAGCGGACUGGCGAGUAUCAUCCAACUACAUUGCCAAGCGAGAGAAGUGGCAUAAGAAGAGCAGCAAAGAAAUUUGUCUUUAGAGAAAAAAAGCUGUAUUAUGUUGGAAAAGACAGAAAACAAAAUCGUUUGGUAAUUGUUUCAGAAGAAGAAAAAAAGAAAGUCCUAAGAGAAUGCCAUGAAAAUGACACUGGAGCCCAUCAUGGCAUAUCCAGAACACUUACACUAGUGGAAUCCAAUUAUUAUUGGACUUCUGUGACCAAUGAUGUCAAACAGUGGGUAUAUGCUUGCCAGCAUUGCCAAGUUGCAAAAAGUACAGUUGUUCUAACACAUAAACAGCACCUUCUCAAGGUGGAGAAUCCCUGGAGCAUAGUUACUGUUGACCUGAUGGGCCCAUUUCAUGCAAGCAACAAAAGUCAUGUAUAUGCUAUAAUUAUGACAGACUUGUUCACAAAAUGGGUUGUGAUUUUGCCUUUAUCUGAUGUUUCAGCAUCAGAAAUUUCUAAAGCUAUUAUCAAUAUAGUUUUCUUAUAUGGACUUCCUCAGAAAAUAGUAAUGGACCAAAGAGAUGAGUUCAUUCAUCAGAUCAAUAUUGAACUGUGUGGGUUGUUUGGCACAAAACAAAUUGUAAUUUCUCAUGCUUCUCAAACUGUUAAUCCAGCUGAAAGCACACCUAGCACAGUCAAAACGUUUCUCUCCAAACACUGUGCUGAACACCCUGACAACUGGGAUGAUCACCUGUCAGCGCUUUCUUUUGCCUUCAACAUAACUCACUUGGAACCUACUAAAAAUACACCAUAUUUUCAAAUGUUUAACCGAAAUCCCUAUAUGCCUGAGACUUCAGAUAUUCUUCGUAAAGUGGAUGGUGAUAAUACAAGUACAUUUGCCAAAAUUUUAGGUGCAAUUAAAGAAGCUGAUGAAAAAACGGAAAAUAAGACAACUUCAGCAGGCCAGAUGGAGAAUAACAAUUUUGAGGAACAAAAUAAAAGCAAAAUCAUUGUUAAAAAGAAACCAAAGCAAUUAAAUCCUUUUCAUUUAAAAGUGGGUCAUGAAGUUUUAAGACAGAGGAAAAACUGGUGGAAGGAUGGUCGUUUCCAGUCAGAAUGGGUUGGUCCCUGUGUCAUAGACUAUAUUACAGAAAGUGGAUGUGCUGUUCUGAGAGACAACACUGGAACUAGACUUAAAAGACCUAUCAAGAUGUCUCACCUUAAGCCCUACGUGAGAGAAUCCAGUGAACAAGAUAGUCUUUAUUUCUUACAAGGCUCAGUAGUGGCAGAUCAUGACUACAUUGGCUUGCCUGAAAUUCCAGUUGGAGCAUAUCAAGCAAAUAUUCUCGUAGAAGAUGCAACUAUGGGUGCAGUCACUAAUGAGUUACUGACAUCAAGCAAAGAUCGUGAAAUAUUAGAAUAUAGAAGUACCAAAAUAUCUCCAUUGAUAGAAGAUCAUAAUGCUCUUGAAAAACAGACUUUCAGUCUGUUGGACUCUUCAAGCCAAGUACUUGAUUACUUAAGUUAGUGAUAGCAAAUUCAUUUAAUUUGCUUGUUUAGAAUGUAUAACACUUUGAAUCUUGAUGUCUUUUUCUUCCAAAGGAUUGUCUAGAAAUGUGUCUUGACAUACCCUCAAUGACUAAAUCCUGAAAGUUUAUUUUAUAAUUAUUUAUAGAAAGUUGUUCUGUGUUUGAAUGUUAGUACAUAUAAAAAAGGACAAAAGAGGCAUAUAAUAUAUAAAAUUCUUUUUUUCUCCCCUUCUAAAAUGAGAACAAGCAAAGCUUGCUUACUUCUUAGGAAGUAAACUAAAUUCCAGCUCAAAGCUCUUAAAUCUUUGUUUGGUAUUGAUACCUUGUUUACAGUUUUAAUUUUUCUGCAAUAGUUUCCUCUUUUAAAAAAUAAGUUUAAAUUACCUAGAAUGGGUCUAAUAAAUAUUUAUUCAACCACAAAAAUGUAUUAAAUGGAACUUUUGUGUCAUUAGAACUUUUAUGAACAGUAUUUUUAAAAAAAAUCUAGAUUGGUUUAAUGAAGUCUUACAUGAUAUUUGUAUCCUUUUUGGCUCAGGAUUAGAAUCUGAAACUAUAUUGGUUUGAAAACAAUUGUGAUUUCCAUAAUACAUAUUAAUACCAAAAACAUACAUUAAUAAGCAUUUUCCUACAAUCUUAAGGAAGUGACAUUGAUAACUAAUAUCAAAAUUUUAAACUAUAUGUAAUACUAAUAUCUUUAUAAUAGUGAACAAAUGUUUGUUGUAAAACACUUUGAAGAAUACUGUGGGAAAAUUAAAAGAUGAAUCAGAUAUGUGCCUCCUCCUUAUAAGAGAUUUACAGUCUGGUAAGGAAUAUAGACCAUGUAAACCCUGCACGACACGAGUCACAAGUUACAUACUAAAUUCUGGAAGAAUGCUUAGGUACACAAAAAGGAGGUUCUUUCUGUAUAGGAAAUUUAUGAAGAAGGAGCUUAUAAGGACACUUGGGCUUAUAAAAGAAGGAUCACUUGGGGCCCUCCCUGGUGGCACAGCUGGUUAACGCACAGCACUAAGAAACUAAAGCCAC
This is a messenger RNA of Condylura cristata (star-nosed mole), 2623 nucleotides long. RefSeq names its product gypsy retrotransposon integrase 1 (gene GIN1). The record is from RefSeq and is a predicted model, not a curated record. The coding region runs from base 31 to 1599 and encodes 522 amino acids. The transcript is spliced from 8 exons. Gene Ontology annotation, biological process: DNA integration. Gene Ontology annotation, molecular function: nucleic acid binding. NCBI's taxonomy places the organism in Eukaryota, Metazoa, Chordata, Mammalia, Eulipotyphla, Talpidae.